This is a messenger RNA of Galendromus occidentalis (western predatory mite), 2159 nucleotides long. It is a transcript of the gene Ect3, whose product is annotated as Ectoderm-expressed 3. Gene Ontology annotation, biological process: carbohydrate metabolic process. Gene Ontology annotation, molecular function: beta-galactosidase activity. Lineage: Eukaryota; Metazoa; Arthropoda; Arachnida; Mesostigmata; Phytoseiidae. The record is from RefSeq and is a predicted model, not a curated record. The transcript has a single exon. Bases 148 to 2049 code for a protein of 633 amino acids.
ACUGCUCUCAUCGCCCAGUGGUGAGCCUCCGCGUGAGUUCUCGCGACAAUGUUUUCUCCUGGAUACUCCCUUUAAGAGUCUCUCUAAACUCUAAAGGACACCGCGUAACUCGGGAACUGUUGCUCAUCUGAUUCCAGCUCGAUCACGAUGUGGCUCGUCAUCGCGGUUUUCGUGUGUUCGGCAGCCGCGCGAGCUCCCGAGUUCGUUGUCGACUACGACAACAACUGCUUCUCGAGGGACGGAAAACCAUUCCAGAUGAUCUCUGGAAGUCUCCAUUACUUCAACGUUCCCGAACAAUUAUGGGAGGACCGGCUACUCGCCAUGCGGAACUGCGGUGUGAACACAGUGCAAACAUACGUCGAAUGGCGAACCCUCGAGCCCCGGAACAACGUGUUCGACUUCACGGGCCGGAACAACAUUACCCGUUUCAUCAAAAUCGCACAGAAAGUCGGAUUAUUGGUGAACCUCCGCCCCGGACCGUAUAUUUGUUCGGAAAGAGAAAUGGGUGGAUUGCCGUGGUGGUUGAUGCAAGUGAACCCGAGGAUGAAAAUCCGCACCAACGAUGCAGAAUACAUGUCAUUCGUCGAGCGUUACUGGAGGAAACUCCUACCGCUGUUGAGACCCCUUCUUUAUUCACGAGGAGGCCCCAUAAUCUUGGUCCAGAUCGAGAACGAGUACGGAAGCUAUUCGGCAUGUGAUUUCUCAUACACGGCGGCGCUCCGGGACUUGGCGAUGAGUUUACUCGGCGAGAACGUAGUGUACUACUCGACCGAUGGAGACCGCGACGGUGACUUGAAAUGCGGGAAAAACGAAGGCGUUUUCACGACCGUCGAUUUCGGUGUGACCAGUGAUGUGAAGAGCAGUUUCGCGGCGCAGAGGAGACAUCAAAUGAAAGGUCCCCUAGUCAACUCCGAAUAUUACACGGGCUGGCUCGAUCAUUGGGGCGGUAUCCACGAAACCGUCCCAACCGCAGCCGUUGUGCGCUCGCUCGACGAAAUGUUGGCAAUGAACGCCUCGGUCAAUAUGUACAUGUUCCAUGGGGGUACGAACUUCGGCUUUGACAACGGCGCCAAUUUGGACUCCGUCUACCAGCCCUGUCCUACGACUUACGACUACGAUGCGCCUCUCACGGAAGCUGGGGAUCCUACGGAAAAAUAUUUCGCCAUAAAAAAUGUCAUCAGAAAAUACGCUCCUGUCCCUGAUGACGACCCCGUCGCCAAACCGAAGCUCGCGCUCGGGAAUAUACUGCUGAGGAAGAAACUAGAUCUUGAAACUACCGUGGGCGUGCUCGAGAACCUGAUGAAAGUUCAUAAGUCUACGAACCCCAUGUCAUUCGAAGAUGUGGACCAGCCGUACGGAUUAGUAGCUUACGAGACAACAAUCUCAUUCAGACCGUUCAGUCCAUCGUUGCUCAAGGUACCGGGUCUCAAAGACCGCGGCUACGUCUACGUAGAUUACGAGCUCAGAGGGAUCCUAUCUCGAGAAGCUGGCAUCUACGAGAUGCCGUUGAAAAUUCGUCAGAACCAAACACUGACGAUUCUUGUGGAGAACCAGGGUCGGGUGAAUUUCGGGGACGGCAUUCUGGACCCGAAAGGCAUCGUGAAGCCCGUACAACUGGGUUCUCGGACUCUGAUGAAUUGGAGAAACAUCCCACUGCCUGAGCAAAGUGGAGGAUCCUACGGCUUCUCGACUUUGGAAAUGUUCGCUCACGAUGUCCAAGCCGGAUUCUCGAAGCAUUUCACGAGUUCGAGGGAUCUUACAGGGUUUGGGGUCUAUGAGGGAAGCUUCCAGAUUCCCGAUAGAAACCAAGUGCUCCUGGACACGUAUAUUCACCCCUCCGGAUGGGGAAAAGGAUACUUGUACAUUAACGGUGUCAAUCUCGGUCGAUACUGGCCUGAUCAAGGCCCUCAGGUCACGCUUUACGUCCCGUCACCUUUUCUCAAGCUAGGAAGAAACAACAUUACGGUAGUGGAGCUCGAGACGGCGCCCUUGAAUCGGAUGAUUGUCUCCGUCGACAAGCCCGUCAUCGACGGACCAGUUCCCCAAUGAAUUUCUCCCGCGACACCGGCAUGAGGCGUAAUACAGUUUUCUUUCGUCAAUUACUCGCGGAGACAACCCACAAUAAAAGGCUGAGCGAGCCGCGGACACCCUCCCGAAAA